This is a messenger RNA of Staurois parvus, 334 nucleotides long. Lineage: Eukaryota; Metazoa; Chordata; Amphibia; Anura; Ranidae. The record is from the annotation of a GenBank genome assembly.
UCAUGGGGCCCACAGGCAAUAGGGGAUCAUGGGGCCCCUGUGUCCUUGCUGAAACUCAAAAAAGCCUAUGAAAAAGGUACCAGGGGCAUCUCAUGGGGCCCCCUACUGACCCUGGGCCCUCGGGAAGUGCUCGAGUUUCCAAAUGGUCAGUCCGCCCCUGGUCCUGAUCAUUGAUCACACAAAUAGUAGUAAGCAAAAUCUCACUUCUGACAUCAUUGCUUACUACUAGUAAAAUCUGUGAAUGAUCACAGAGGUCACAUGGUACAAGGCUAUUCACAAUAGCCUUGUACCAUGUGACAAACUGUGACCAAUCACAGCUCACACAGUAUUUCCC